AUGGAUCGGGUUGAAAUAGAGCCUGAACAAAUUAACGUGAAUUUAGAACAACCAUCAGCUAAUCAAUCAGGAUUAUUUAUUAUUGUUGUCGUUCUUGUUUUGAUUAUAAUUAUUCCAGUAGUUAUUAUCAAAACAAAACCAUCAACAACAAUCAUAACAACAACAAUGGUGACAACAGAAAUAGCAACAAAAGAAACUACGACAAUAAAGAACACACAAACAACAGAAGAACAAAUUAAAUCAAAAUAUAAACAGUGGAAACAGAGUGGGAUCACGAUUGCCGGAGGAAAGCAGAGGGGAGAUGGAUUAAACCAGCUCAAUGAGCCUCACGGUAUUUUAAUUGAUGACAGCGCUAUUAUUAUUGCAGAUUAUGAUGAGGAACGCAUUCUUGAAUGGAAAUUUAAUGCGAACGCUAGUGAAAUCAUUGCAGGUGGGAAUGGAUAUGGAAAUAAAAUUAAUCAAUUGGCUUGUCCUAUAGAUGUAAUUCUGGAUAAACAAAAUGAUUCUUUGAUCAUUUGCGAUCGGGAUAAUAAACGAGUAAUGCGAUCGUUUCGUAAGAAUCAGACAGAUCCACAAAUUUUCAUUGCUAACAUCUGGUGUUAUGGUUUGGCAAUGGAUAAUAAGGGAUCUAUUUAUGUUACUGAUUCGGAUAUGCAUGCAGUAAGACGAUGGAAAGAAGGAGACAUAAAUGGAACAGUAGUUGCAGGUGGACAUGGCAAAGGAGAUCAGCUCAAUCAAUUAUUUUACCCUAGUUAUAUAUUUGUCGAUAAAGAUUAUUCUCUUUAUAUUUCAGAUAGUUCCAAUCAUCGCGUGGUGAAAUGGAAAAACGGUGCGAAAGAAGGAAUUGUGGUAGCUGGUGAAAGUAAGCCAGGGAAUAGUCUCAUGCAGUUCUCGUCUCCUCGAGGAGUGUUUGUUGAUGAUUUGGGUUUCAUCUAUGUCGCAGAUUACCACAAUCAUCGUAUAAUGCGUUGGUGUGAAGGAGAUAAACAAGGUUCAAUCGUUGUAGAUGAAAAAGACCAAGAAGAAGGAUCCGAUCAACUGUGGGGUCCCGUAGAUUUCGCAUUUGAUGCUGAAGAAAAUCUAUACGUUAGCGAUUCUGGAAAUCAUCGAAUUCAAAAAUUUGAACUCUGCUUUAAUAAAACAAUCUGUUAA
This is a messenger RNA of Adineta steineri, 1152 nucleotides long. The record is from the annotation of a GenBank genome assembly. Lineage: Eukaryota; Metazoa; Rotifera; Eurotatoria; Adinetida; Adinetidae.